Molecule: messenger RNA, 990 nt
Organism: Lodderomyces parapsilosis
Lineage: Eukaryota; Fungi; Ascomycota; Pichiomycetes; Serinales; Debaryomycetaceae
Gene: MEU1
Product: S-methyl-5-thioadenosine phosphorylase
Exons: 1
Coding region: 1-990 (329 amino acids)
Biological process (GO): nucleoside metabolic process
Cellular component (GO): cytosol
Molecular function (GO): S-methyl-5-thioadenosine phosphorylase activity
Source: RefSeq, a predicted model, not a curated record
AUGUCUGUUCAUAGAGAGAAAAUUGAUGUGACUCAUUUACCCCAUCACUAUGAUGGUCAAGUGACUCUUGCUGUUAUUGGUGGAACUGGAUUAUACGAUUUACCAAAUUUACACCCAAUUGCAAGGUUGACGAUUAGUACUCCAUGGGGGUUCCCAUCUAGCCCAAUUACAAUUUCCAAAACUGAACUGGGGUUCCCUGUGGCCUUCUUGGCAAGACAUGGCCAACAUCAUGAUUUGUUACCCAGUGACGUUCCAUCGAGAGCCAAUAUUGCUGCAUUAAAGAAAUUGGGAGUCAAAGCGAUUAUCGCCUUUUCAGCUGUUGGUUCGUUACAACAAGAAAUCAAGCCAAGAGAUUUUGUAUUGCCUACACAAAUCAUCGAUAGAACUAAAGGUAUCAGACCAUCAACUUUUUUCGAAAAGGGAUUUGUUGCUCAUGCAAUGUUUGGUGAACCAUUUGACUUGAAAUUGAAUUCACUUGUUGCGAAUGCUAUACCAUCAGAGGGUUUCCUCGAAGGAUACGACAAAGAAGAUGCCAACCCAACAUUGCAUACUAAAGAACACACCAACAAUGGUGAAGAUUUGACAGUUAUAUGUAUGGAAGGUCCUCAAUUUUCCACUCGUGCGGAGUCUAAAUUGUACCGUUCAUGGGGUGGAUCUAUCAUCAAUAUGUCCGUGUUACCCGAAGCCAAAUUGGCAAGAGAAGCAGAGAUUGCUUACCAAAUGAUCUGUAUGUCUACUGAUUACGAUUCAUGGAACGAGAGUGAAGAGCCCGUCACUGUGGAGACAGUUGUUGGUAACUUGAAAGCCAACUCAGCCAAUGCUUGUAAGUUGGCAGCAAAGUUGAUUGAUGAGUUUGCUGAAAAGGGAGGCGAAAUCGGAAAUGAUAUACAAGGAUCAAUGAAAUUCGCUGUUAGUACUAGUCCUCAUGGGGUAAAGAAGGAGUUGUUGGAAAAGAUGCAUUUCUUGUUCCCUGGUUAUUGGCAAGUUUAA